AUGGCCGAAAUCCUAGUUGACCAAGCAACUCUCGACUCGGUCAAAGGCAAAGUGGUGGUUCUUGCAGGCGGUGCACAAGGCAUUGGUGCAGCAACAGUCACUCAGCUCUACCAGUCCGGAGCUCAUGUCUUCUUCGGCGACUGGAGCGAGGCUCAUGGCUCCAAGCUUGCGGAGCAGCUACGUAGUUCCUCGCCAGCUUCGGGAGGGAGCGUGACUUACCUCAAGGUCAAUGUGCGAGACUACCAGUCUCUCUUGUCGCUCUUCGACACGGCGUACAAUAAGCAUAAGCAAAUCGACAUGGCGAUCUGUUGUGCGGCGGUAUCUGAGCGCCCAGGGUAUUGGGAACCGGACAAGCUGAAUCUCCAGUCCGUGAGGGAGACACCGACCGGGAUCAUCGAUGUCAUCGACAUCAACCUCACCGGCACACUCUUCUUUGCUCGGCUGGCGGUGGCAUAUCUGAAAGAAAACCACAAUGUCGACCGGCAAAACAGCUCCCCCGAAUCCAUUGUCUCGUCGAAAUCCAUCACGUUGGUGUCGUCCGUGGCCGGCUUCAAAGAGUCGCCUGGCCUGUUUGCCUACUCGGCAGCAAAGCACGGCAUUCUGGGGCUCAUGCGCUCCCUGAGGCCGUUCUCUGCACCCGUGUAUGGGUUAAGGAUCAACGCUAUAUGCCCAUGGGCAACCGACACCCAACUCUUCUCAGGCGUCCGCCAGGCCUGGACAGAGGCCAAGAUGCCGCUCAACACGCCGCCCGACGUGGCACGGUAUAUUAUCCAAGUCGGGGCCGAUCCACGUACGCACGGGAGGGCGCUUUUUGUCAGCGGCGGCAACGCCGUCGAUAUCGAAGACGGCCUGAACCGCACAGAGCCUUUGUGGCUGGGCGAGCAAAACAGCCGCGAGUUGAAUCAAGGGCAGGUGAUUCUUGGAUUGGUGAGUCGCACUUAUUAG
Molecule: messenger RNA, 945 nt
Organism: Capronia epimyces CBS 606.96
Lineage: Eukaryota; Fungi; Ascomycota; Eurotiomycetes; Chaetothyriales; Herpotrichiellaceae
Exons: 4
Coding region: 1-945 (314 amino acids)
Cellular component (GO): cytoplasm
Molecular function (GO): oxidoreductase activity, acting on the CH-OH group of donors, NAD or NADP as acceptor
Source: RefSeq, a predicted model, not a curated record